Pantherophis guttatus is the source of this 5130-nucleotide messenger RNA. RefSeq names its product kinesin light chain 4 (gene KLC4). Lineage: Eukaryota; Metazoa; Chordata; Lepidosauria; Squamata; Colubridae. Gene Ontology annotation, molecular function: kinesin binding. The record is from RefSeq and is a predicted model, not a curated record. Gene Ontology annotation, biological process: microtubule-based movement. Gene Ontology annotation, cellular component: cytoplasm; kinesin complex.
GCGGCUUGGGGAGACCGGGAGUCUGUUAAGCGCAUGCGCGCUUCCUCCUCCAUCCUCUGAUUCUUCUUCUUGAGAGACCCGAAGGAGGCCCAGGUAGGAGCUUCUCCGUGCCUCUUUCUCUCUUACGGAGGCGGGGACGUGUAAUAGCUUUGCCUGCUGCCAACGGAUCACGUGGCCCAAGUUGUCCUCUUUCUAUCUGCAGCAACGGGGCAGGUUGCUCCAACCACUGUUAUGAGGUAAUACUGAAAGAUUAUGUCCACUAUGGUGUACCCCAGGGAGGAGAAAAUGGACAAACUAAGCCAAGAAGAGAUUAUCUCCAACACUAAACUGGUGAUGCAAGGGCUGGAGGCCCUUAAAAAUGAGCAUAACUCGAUCUUGCACAGCCUACUGGAGACUAUCAAGUGUCUGAAGAAAGAUGAAGAAGCCAAUCUAGUACACGAGAAAGCCAACCUGCUGCGCAAGUCAGUGGAGAUGAUUGAGUUGGGACUUGGAGAAGCUCAGGUCAUGAUGGCUCUGUCAAACCAUCUCAAUGCUGUGGAGUCUGAAAAGCAGAAAUUGCGGGCCCAGGUGCGGAGACUAUGCCAGGAGAACCAGUGGCUACGAGACGAACUAGCAAACACUCAGCAGAAAUUGCAGCGCAGUGAACAAACUGUGGCACAGCUUGAAGAAGAAAAAAAACACUUGGAAUUCAUGAACCAGCUGAAGAAAUAUGAUGAAGAUGUAUCCCCAACGGAGGAGAAGGAAGGUGAUUCCACAAAGGAUUCUUUGGAUGAUUUGUUUCCAAAUGAGGAAGAGGAUCAGGGACAAGGAUUGCCUCAUCAACACAGCAGUGCUGUAGCAGCUGCUCAGCAAGGUGGUUAUGAGAUCCCAGCACGCUUGCGUACACUACAUAAUCUGGUGAUCCAGUAUGCAUCACAGGGACGCUACGAGGUGGCUGUGCCUCUUUGCAAGCAGGCCCUGGAGGACUUGGAGAAGACUUCAGGACACGAUCACCCAGAUGUGGCCACCAUGCUCAACAUCUUGGCCUUAGUAUAUAGGGAUCAAAAUAAAUAUAAAGAAGCAGCUCACCUUCUAAAUGACGCAUUGUCUAUUAGAGAGAAAACUCUUGGCAAAGAUCACCCUGCAGUUGCUGCAACCCUAAAUAAUCUAGCCGUUCUGUAUGGCAAAAGAGGGAAAUACAAGGAGGCAGAACCAUUAUGCAAGCGGGCACUGGAAAUCCGGGAAAAGGUUCUAGGCAAAGAUCACCCAGAUGUGGCCAAACAGUUAAAUAACUUGGCUUUACUAUGCCAGAAUCAGGGCAAGUAUGAAGAAGUAGAAUAUUACUAUCGCCGAGCUCUGGAGAUCUACGAAUCCCGCCUAGGGCCUGAUGAUCCAAAUGUUGCUAAAACAAAGAACAAUCUGGCCUCCUGCUACUUGAAACAAGCCAAAUACAAGGAUGCCGAGACCCUGUACAAGGAAAUUCUCACCCGUGCCCAUGUGAAAGAAUUCGGCACUGUUGAUGAUGAACACAAGCCUAUAUGGAUGCAUGCAGAAGAAAGGGAGAAAAUGAGCAAGAGUAAACACGGAGAAAACAUCCCCUAUGCAGAGUAUGGUGGCUGGUACAAGGCCUGCAAGGUCAGCAGCCCUACAGUGAACACCACUCUGCGGAACCUGGGUGCGUUAUACAGGCGUCAGGGCAAACUGGAGGCUGCAGACACUUUAGAAGAGUGUGCAGUGCGUUCUAGGAGACAGGGUAUUGACCCCAUUAACCAGACUAAAGUGGUGGAAAUUCUCAAAGAGGGCGAUGGCUCUGAGAGGAGGAGGAGCCGAGACAGCCUUGGGGGCAGCAUCAAAUAUGAGAAUACCACAGAUGGUAAUGAGGAAGUGAGUAUGGGCGUGGAAUGGAAUGGGAUUGGUUGAAGCAGUGGGACCAUGGAAUAAAUGAAGGAGCCUUCCCUUACAUGGCCAUGCUGUGCAUUGGACCUUGUAAUUAAAUAGAUCUAAUUUUUACCCAAAAUUGUGCUGGUCAAAUAGUGGUGUUUCUACCCAAAAGCAUGACUAAACAAAGUUUGUAUUUUGAAAAUUUCAAAGCAUUUUUUCACAUUAGCUAAAGGGAUUUGUAAAUCCUCUGUUAAGAUCGUCUGUACAAUUUUCUACCCCUCCAUAAUUCUUUGACCUCCUUGUCUAUACUGUUAACAUAUAGCUCUAUUCCCUCGCUGUCACUCUUCAGGAUACUAUGCAUCUUCACCGUGGCCUUGUACAUUGUGUCUUUCUCCUCUCUGUGCACUAGGCUUAAAUGCCUCCUGAGACUUCUCCCCCCCUCCCUUCCAACACAAUCAUCUGGAUGCUUGUGCAGCUUCUUUCGACUUUUUCUUCCAAACCAUUCCCCUCCUUCCACUGUUCCUGCUUUACUCGUCAAGGACUCCACACCCGUCCCAAACCAACCUUCCAUCCAAAGUGAGCACCAAGGAACACAGCAGAAGAAUAUUCAACUGGCUGCACACGGCUCUACUACAGCACCAAUCAGCAAGAGAACAGGAAGAAACUCUACAAGGUGGCCUCUCCCCACUUCCUUUGUCUGCCAGAACAGGACUUUUCCAGGAUUCCCUGUGGCUUCCUUUGUUCUCUUUCCUGUACCUUAACCAGGGGGGAAGAGGUUGAUGUUUGAGAGUGGUCUUGUUCCCUACUCUGGGGACACUACAUUCACAUUUGCCCAUCUUCCUAUAACUUGCCUCCCCAUUUUGCUGCCUUCAUUUGAACAAUAUGCCCCUUCCUGAUCUUUCAUGCUGCUUCCCUUUUCUUCCUCUUGCUUCCAUGGCACAAAGUACAGAAUUAAGAAACAGAAACAAACACCCUAAUAUCUUUCCCCACAGUCCCAUCUUUAAAUUGUAGAUAAGGAUAAAUGGGCUGGAUAAAUCAUGCUCUUAAUUGAUGGCAAAAUGGUUUGAAUGCCCACUGCUGCUAUUGUACAAGCCUGGUUUCUACCUUAAGCAGUAUUUAAGUCCAGAGACCCAUAAAGAAAGAUACAGAACAGUUCAUCUGUAUUCUCUAGUAUCUGAAGCCCUUUGGCUUCAGGAUGUAAAAGGAUUAGAGACAAAGGCUUGAGCUGUGCCUUCUCUCUAAAAUCUUGCUUUCACAGAAAUGAAAAUAGGAUAAACAAAGGCAUUAGAAAUGGAAAGACAACAACAGCAGAAGGUGGCAUUCAGAGAGCUAACAUUAAGUCUUUGACUGAUUAAUCCCAGUCUGCACUUGCUUUGUCUGUUACACUUCAGAAUGCUAGCAACAAGAAAAUGCUUCUCUAAUAUUACAACCUUGGGAAUAUUUUUUCUCCCACAGUUCCUUUCUCAUAGAAGGAAUAGUAAUUGCAGAAAAAGAUGGCCAGACUGCCACUUUUUCCUUACUGUUCUGCCCACAGAGCAAGAGGGGUGGGAUAGUUGAUGGAGUUUCAUCUCCAAAUUUAUUCUCAUUAAUGUAAAUUUUUUAACAAUGCAUUGCAUGUGUUGUCCCAGCCAAAUGCCACAAAGCAAGCACAUGUCAUAGAAGAUUGGUGUGUUAAAUGGUAAUGUAGCACUAUAGCUGCUUAUUUAGAAGCAUGUCAAGUGAGCAGAAAAGAAAGUAGGAAUUUGCACGUCCUGUAAGAGAAUAAUGAAGCAAGGAGUCUUGCAUGCAAGAACAAGGAGCAGAGACAAUAGAAGGCAGAAGUUUUAAAGUGGGAGUAGGUUGGCCAACUGAGAUUGAGCUCUGGAGGAAUUUUACAGAUGAAGAAAGCCUCUAAUAGAAAUGAAUUUUCAGUAGAUAGUGCCUGUUUGUGUUUUGUUACAAAUAAAUCCAACUACAUUUAAUUGUUUCCCCCCGGAUCUCUGGGAUUACCACCCUGGUAGAAGUUGUCUUUGGAUGAGCAUGUUGCCAUAGAGUGAGCUAAGACAGGGGUUCUGGCAGGGGGGGAAAAGGCUGAUUCCCUCAGGAAUUAGGCUAUAUUUUUAUAGGGUGGGGAUAUGACUCCAAAAUACAAACAGGAUGCAUUGACCUAAAAUUGUUGAGAAAGGGAGAAAAAAACCUGAUGAUAUUCCAAUUUGAACAAAGUAGUGACAUGUUCUAUAUAGCAAAAUAGGAAAGCAACCAUUUUAGAGAUCUGGGAAUAUAUCGAAAGAAGCCUUCUCUUUCACCCAGAGAAAACUGGAUGUUAAAACUUUUAGGCUAUGAAUCUAGUUUCUAAGAUAGUGAAUUUCUUUAUUAUUUACACUGGUGCUAAAUAUGUGUGGGGAGGGGUUUCAUUUCUGAGGAUAGCCUGAUGCUUUAAUCCAUCUCCAGGGCAAGCAUAUGUGAGGGAAGAUUUUUUUUCCAGCCUAUCUGCUGAUCAUACCGUAGUUUUAGGCUGUGUGCAUGUUACGGGGAGGGGGUUAAUGUAGGUUAAUAUCUUUGUGAAUACAGCUGGUUUCUGAAAAUAAGAUAACAUUAGCUGAGUUUACAAAUUAGACUACGCAUUAGAUAAGAGACAUUUUUUGAAGCCGAGUGCUGGAAAAUGGAACUGAAUAAUAAAAGUAUGGCAUGAUGAUUUUGUGUGGCUUUUUGAAGUACCCAUGCCUGCCUCCUGCUGGAGGAGCAACAAAUCAGAUCAUUCAUUCAACCCAGGAGGAUUGUACUCAGGUGGAGUUUUGCCACAGGGCAAUUUGAAAUAAAUUUUAUGCAACUCCUUUGGGAAGUUUUGUGGAGCUGUGAUGAAACCUUUGCUUUUUGCUACGUCCUUCAAGAAAGAAUGUUCAAGUAUACCUGAAUCAGGGCAGCUUCUCUCCUAGCCUAUGGCUGAGGUGGGCAAUAUUUGUGAUCUGUUACUAAAAGUCCUUCCCUACUUCCAUUGGCUGUUAUGACUCUGCCUUGCCCAAGAAGGAAAGAUGUCUGAUGAUCCAAUGAAGAAGCCUCUGGAGGUGAAUCCAUAUGCUGCUCUUGCAUCUUCCUCAUAAAAUGUGACCAGCUGUCUCAUUGCCGCUCGACUUUCUGUGUUGCAAUGGCCUAUCUGCAAGUCUUUUUAUCGCAUUGUCUAGGAGGGGCUGGAAUUCUGUGUUCUACUCUCUGCCUUUGAGACUUACAUGGUACUUUCCUUGUUGCCGUGAACUCAUUUACCUCUGAUUAAAGGCAGAAGAAGGACCUGAA